Nyctereutes procyonoides (raccoon dog) is the source of this 1800-nucleotide messenger RNA. RefSeq names its product Fc receptor-like protein 2. Bases 61 to 1602 code for a protein of 513 amino acids. The transcript is spliced from 12 exons. Gene Ontology annotation, biological process: cell surface receptor signaling pathway. Lineage: Eukaryota; Metazoa; Chordata; Mammalia; Carnivora; Canidae. Gene Ontology annotation, molecular function: transmembrane signaling receptor activity. The record is from RefSeq and is a predicted model, not a curated record.
CACAGACUCCAGCUGGUGACUGAGGGAACAUUUCUUCUCGGGUAGCUGAACCAGGUCCUCAUGCUGUUGUUGUGGUCAUUGCUGGUCAUCUUUGCUACCGCCAGUGAAGAGGCAGACUGGCUGACUCUCAGGGCUCCUUCUGCUGUCUUUGAAGGAGACCGCAUAGACCUGAUAUGCCAGAAGAAAAUAGACAAGUGGAAAAUCCAGACUAUGGCAUAUUACAAGGAUGGAAAAAAGUUACAUUUUUCAAAUGAAGUCUUCAACUUUUCUAUCCCAAGUGCAGUUCUAAGUGACAGUGGCAGCUAUUCCUGUAGUGCUACUGGUAAAAUAUACUUAUGGAACAAGUCAAAAAAUUCAAAUAGCAUCAAGAUUCAAGUCCAAGAGCUAUUUCCAUAUCCCGUGCUCACCGUCAGCUCCUUCUGGCCCACAGAGGGGAGCCCAGUGACCCUGACCUGUGAGACCCAGCCUUCUCCACAGAGGUCAAAUGCUCAGCUCCGAUAUCGCUUCUUCAGAGGUGGCAGGGCCCUGGCGUCCAGCUGGAGCAGCUCCCCAGAGCUCCAGCUCCCUGCUGUGUGGAAGGAGGAUUCAGGGUCCUACUGGUGUCAGGCAGAGACAGUGACUCCAAGGGUCACAAAACAGAGCCUCCAAUCCCAGAUUCAGGUGCAGAGAGUGCCUGUCUCUAAUGUAAGCUUAGACAUCUGGGCCCCCAAGGGCAUGGUGAUCGAAGGAGAGAGUCUGGUGCUCCUCUGCUCGGUGGCAGAAGGCACAGGAAAUAUCACAUUCUCCUGGCACAGAGAGGACACAGGAACCAGUGUGGGAAGGAAGACCCAGCGUUCCCUGUCAGCAGAGAUGGAGGUCCCAGCUGUGCAGGAGAGCGAUGCCGGCCGCUAUUACUGCAGAGCUGACAACGGCCAUGACCCCAUCCAGAGCAAGGUGCUGAGUAUCUGUGUGAGAAGUCCAGCAUCCCGCCCUGUCUUCAUCCUCAGGGUGCCCGGGGCCCAGGCCAUGGUGGGGGACGUGGUAGAGCUUCGCUGUGAGGCCCACAGAGGCUCUCCCCCAAUUAUGUACCGGUUUUAUCAUGAGAAUAUAACCCUACAAAACAGCUUGGCCCCCUUUGGAGGAGGAGCAUCCUUCAACCUCUCUCUGACCAUGGAACAUUCUGGGAACUACUCCUGUGAGGCUGACAAUGGCUUGGGAGCCCAGCACAGUGAGGCGGUAACACUCUCCAUCUCAGGGACCAGAGGCUACAGAAGAGACCGCAUCACAGCCAGAGUUCUCGGAGCACUGUGUGGUGGCCUCGGCUUUAUAGUUGCUGUUCUGCUGCUCUAUUGCGGGUUCCACAAGGUAUCAGGUGGACACUCUGCCACUGAUGCACCCAGAGAUGCUUCCAGUGCAAACCCUCAAGGGUCCAUUCGCCCCAGCUCACUCCCAGACACUGAGGAACUGCAGCCAGAGUAUGUCAAUGUGAACCCUGUAGAUGUGGAUGUGGUUUAUUCCCAGGUCUGGAGCAUCCUGCCACCAGAAGACUCAGCAAACAUCAGAAGGACAAUUCUGGAGAACAAGGACUCCCAUGUCAUCUACUCUUAUAUAAAGGAGACAUAACACUCAGAGGAAUUGGGAGACAGAUCACCAACAAGGACAGAGCAGCACUAAGGGCUGCGAAAAAUGACAAAAUGCCCAACCCUCAUGAAGCCUCACAGAUAGAAUGUGCUCCAGGGGCUGAGGAGACCAGCGAGGUCAUCAUUUUUGUUUUUAUCAUGUUAUUUCCCAGUGUCUUCUUUCAUUCAUUCAGUAUUUAUU